Aspergillus melleus is the source of this 597-nucleotide messenger RNA. RefSeq lists its product as uncharacterized. Bases 1 to 597 code for a protein of 198 amino acids. Lineage: Eukaryota; Fungi; Ascomycota; Eurotiomycetes; Eurotiales; Aspergillaceae. The transcript has 2 exons. The record is from RefSeq and is a predicted model, not a curated record.
AUGCACUUCAAAUCCAUCGCCAUCGUCUUGACUCUCUCUGCUAGCCUCGGCCUAGCUGCCCCUGUGCAAGGCAACUCGGGUGUGGAUAUCCAUGAAGCCGUCCCUGCCGAGGAUCCCGUCUCCUCGAUCGUCAACUCCGCGUAUGGCAAAUACAAGGAGAAACGCGAACAGGACGGCGAGGAUGUUUCGUCUAUCGUGAAUUCUGCGUACGGGAAGUACAAGGAGCGACGGGAAGUUGAGGGGGAGGAUGUUUCUUCCAUCGUCAACUCCGCUUACGGCAAGUACAAGGAGCGACGCGGGACUGAAGAUGAGGACGUCUCGUCGAUUGUCAACUCAGCCUAUGGCAAGUACAAAGAGGAGCGCCGCGCUACUGACGAUGAGGAUCUCUCGUCUAUUGUGAACUCGGCGUAUGGCAAGUACAAAGAGGAGCGCCGCGCUACUGACGAUGAGGAUCUCUCGUCUAUUGUGAACUCGGCGUAUGGCAAGUACAAAGAGGAGCGCCGCGGGACUGAAGAUGAAGAUGUUUCCUCGAUUGUCAACUCCGCUUAUGGAAAGUAUAAGGAGGCGAAGGAAUCUGGUUCUCAGGACGAGGCCUGA